ACUCGCACUCAAUUCAAACUAUAGGAACAGCUUAGACUACAUGACAGACUGGACAGAGUUGUUUUGGAUCCACUGCAUGAGCACUGCGCUCGCUUGCUCUGUAGUCUUGUGAUUUAGGGCUGCACGUUUAAAGAGUAUUUAUGGUAAUAUGCUGGCUCAGUUUGUUUCUGUAGAGUGAUGGCAGGACUUUCACUGUGUUCUUGGAGUUAGUGCAUGUGUAGUAACUUCUCUGUACCCGGCUGAUUACUCACAUCUGACUCUUAACAAUGAUCGCUGAAGGUCACGUUUUAGUGCGACGCACUUAUCCAAAUAUUGUGCAUCUGUUCUUUUGCGACCGUGACUUGAUUUACAGAUAACUUUAUAUCUUACGUUGCCAAACCGAGACUGAGAAACAGCAGGGAUGAUAUUUAGCCAUGUGUUUUGACCGGUAGAGUAGUUUUAGUCCACUUUAAAGGCGAGACAAACCGGACUAUGACUUGGUCAAAACUUUGCUCUGCGCUCCUGCGGAUGAUCCAGUGAAAAGUGUCAAAUCAUAUGUAGUUUAUUUGCUGGAAGAUGUUAGGAAGUCCGUCAAACAACGGCGGCAUCAGAAUGCUGGUGCCCCCGGCUCCGAACGACGACAGGCGGGUAGAGUUCGUGGCUCUCACCGCUGUCCACACGGAGAGAAGCGAGCCGUCCAGCCCGGAGCGAGGACACCCGUCUCACCGCACAGGUCUGCUGGGCACCCCGCUGCCCGGGCCGCCGGGACCCCGGGCCAACUCGUCCGCUUCAAGUAAACGCUUCAGAAAACUGCAAAACUGCCUGUACAACGUGCUGGAAAGACCAAGAGGAUGGGCAUUCAUCUACCAUGCAUUCAUUUUCCUGCUGGUGUUCAGCUGCUUGGUGCUGUCUGUGUUCUCCACCAUCCGCGAGCACCAGAAGUUCGCCAACCAAGGUCUCUUCAUCCUGGAGUUUGUGAUGAUCGUGGUGUUUGGGUUGGAGUACUUCAUCAGGAUCUGGGCGGCUGGCUGCUGCUGCAGAUACCGUGGAUGGCAGGGGCGGCUGAGAUUUGCCAGGAAACCCUUCUGUGUCAUAGACUUCAUAGUAUUUGUGGCAUCACUGGCGGUGAUAGCAGCUGGAACGCAGGGAAACAUCUUCGCCACGUCAGCCCUGCGCAGCAUGCGCUUCCUGCAGAUCUUGCGUAUGGUUCGUAUGGACCGCCGGGGAGGCACCUGGAAACUACUGGGCUCAGUGGUUUACGCUCACAGCAAGGAGUUGAUUACAGCCUGGUACAUAGGUUUCCUGGUCCUGAUCUUUGCCUCCUUCCUCGUCUACCUGGCAGAGAAAGACGUCAACGUAGAAUUCAACACCUAUGCAGACUCCCUCUGGUGGGGGACUAUAACUCUAACAACGAUUGGCUACGGUGAUAAGACCCCUCGUACCUGGCAAGGACGGCUCCUGGCUGCCGGCUUCGCUCUUCUGGGAGUCUCCUUCUUUGCCCUUCCUGCUGGAAUUCUAGGGUCGGGCUUUGCCUUGAAGGUACAAGAGCAGCACCGGCAGAAGCACUUUGAGAAGAGGAGGAUGCCUGCUGCCAACCUGAUACAGGCUGCAUGGCGUCUCUACUCUACAGAUGCUAAACACUCUUACCUGACUGCUACAUGGUACUUCUAUGACAGCAUGUUACCUUCGUUCAGCAGUAAAAUGGGCUUCCGGGAUCGGAUCAGGAUGAACAAUUCCAGAUCAUCCCAAUCUAUUAGAAACAAGGCGUCCCCGCUGCCCCCGGGCUCCGGGGUCCGCCGCUCUCCCAGCCAGGAGAACGUCCCCGAGGCUACCAGCCCGGGGAAGGUCCAGAAGAGCUGGAGCUUUAACGACCGCACACGCUUUCGCACAUCCCUUCGCCUCAAACCACGUCCACCUGUUGAUGUGGAGGGGGUCGGGGAGGACAGUGUGGAAGACAAGCCAUAUUGUGACGUGGCCAUGGAGGAGGUUAUCCCAGCAGUGAAGACACUAAUACGGGCUGUCAGGAUCUUAAAGUUCCUUGUGGCCAAGAGGAAGUUUAAAGAGACGCUGCGCCCGUAUGAUGUGAAGGACGUUAUAGAGCAGUACUCAGCGGGACACCUGGAUAUGCUGGGCCGAAUCAAGAGCCUGCAGAUGCGGGUGGACCAGAUAAUUGGGCGAGGAGCCGUUCAGCCUGAUAAAAAAGCGCGCCCUGAAAAGGGAGAGAAGACCCCACCAGAACUGGACCCACUGGACGAGCUAAGCAUGAUGGGACGUGUAGUCAAAGUGGAGAAACAGGUUCAGUCGAUAGAGAACAAGCUGGACCUCCUGCUCAACUUCUACUCCCAGUGCCUAAAGAAAGGCUCGUCUCACUUUACCCUGUCCUCCCUCCUGGACCCCGACCUGACGUCUGACUACCACAGCCCCACGGACCAAAGAGACCUCUUCCCCUCCGCUAACACACUCAACAUCUCUGAGAGCGGCAACUUGGAAUGACAAUGAGCCGAGCAGUCUCUGGGCUGUUCGAAACACAGACACGAAACCCUUUACAGUACAGUACGUCUUCCUGCGGCUGAGUCCUCACUGCGAGCAGCCCGACCUUAACGCCAUCAAUCAUUUCAUAUCUGUCCGGGAUGAUUUUUACCCUUCCAUCUGAGAUCUGCAUCCUCACCUCUUUCUUCCCUCAGUGAAUUUGUUCCCAGAGCUCAUACAGACAAAAGGCCACCAGAUGGCUCCACCUGACAGGGAGCCUCAGCCAAAGCUGCUCACCGCACACGCCUCUCAAUCCACUAGAUGAGGAUGGAGACGAAGAGAGGACACGUGAACUAUGACUUGACUACUGAACCACUUUCACCCACUCACCUCAUGCUAUAUAUCUAUGCGUCCUUUAAAGCUUCAAACUGUAGAUAUUCAGACUCAAAAUUUUUGUAAAUCUUUGGAGAAAUCUUGUCUUUUUUUCUCCUUCCCCGUCAUCGUCAUUUCUUUUUUUCUUGGCUGCUUGAAUCUUGAGAGUUUGCUGACUCAGUUGACAUAAACAGUGCUGCAAGUGCCACGCCAGUCAUUUUUUCUGUACCUUAGUGUGGAUGUGAUGAUGAAUGUAAUGGAUCCUACCGGCAAAUUUCACACCACUAGACAAACGGUUAACACAGAAAUAAUCAGCUCCCUCGGACCUGGCCAAAGCACCACGGUACACCUUCCCACCCAAACAAGGGAGUUUUAAAUGUAUAAAUCCUGCUUUAAUUGCCCAAACAUCACAUGAAACCAGAGCUGGAAGAAUGUGUUGGAGUGACUGAUGUGAACUGUACGUUGUUUUCAUCUCCAUUCCCUCUCUCAGAUGUUCUGUCUCCAUCGAGCCCACUUGCAAAAACACCCAAGAUGUUAUUCCCCGUUUGGCUGGCAUUCAAGUGAGGAAUGUGCCUACUUGUUUUGGAUUUAAUAGAGCCAAAAUAUCAUCCAAAAUCCCUUCUUUGCAAUGUUUCAAAGGUAUCUCCUUGAGUAAUUCGAUAUCUUUGUGUUUUUAACCCUUUAAACCUCUCUGUCUUGCAGCCCAGCCCCCCUCAGUCAUGCAUGUUACUGUAGAUAAAACCUCACCGGUCCUCAGUCACAACUUAUGUCAUGUUUUUCUGCACUGCUCAUCACUCAUCACUAACAUCUAGCCUCAGGUCAGGUUUACCGUGUCAGUAAUACUCCACCACCUUUCUUACAGGAGGACAGUUCUCACUCUUACACUCAUCAGAUGGCAUGUGAUCUUGCAGCCAGCAGCUGUGGAGAUGAUGUAGAAACUUUUUUGGCCAGUUUUAAACAAUGAGCAACCUGUAAGGCGUCCAGGUCUAACGCAUGAAUUUAAGGCCGUUAUCCUCAUGAAUGCACGUGUCUUAGGAAAUGGUUCGAGCCUUACAGCUUCACUACAGACAGACAGACUGACUGACAGGGUGCACCAACAGGUGUUUCUAGCCGUGUUUCCAUUCAAUUGUGAGGCGGAUUUUAAGCGUACUUUUGAAAUGUCUCUAAAAAGAAAACCAGGCCAAUUUCAAUCAACUGGUUUGGAGUAAAUAAACUAGGAUACAGUGCAGUUUCAUAAGACGUUGUCCAAUAGGGUACAUGGCUGUAAUCCACCAGUAAACAGAGAAGCCGGUGCAAACAGGUGCAGGUACAGCAGGUGCACGGUGCUACAGGACAUGCCCACUCCAUCAAACACCCUUUAAUCAGUCAUAGUUUUGUAAGGUUUAGGCACCAAAACUACUUUGUUAGGUUAAGGAAAAAAAAUAAUGGUUUGUAUUAAAUUAAGUAUGUAGUACCAGUUUUCUCAGGGGGCGUGUUGUGUAGCCUGCAAGACUGCAGUUAUAACCCUUUUAUCUUACCCAUUUAUGAGAGAAAAAUAGAGAGAGGUCUCCAGGAUUUGGUGCGAUUGGGCAAGUUUUAAUUGUUCUUUCAUGUCAGCUAGUACUGGCCAUGUUUAUUGUGUUUCGGAGAAAGAAAAAAAAUAUUUUUUCUAGGAAAAGGCUGACAAGCCAGCUGUUCAGUCAUUUAAGCUAAAUGCUUUCUAUGGCAGAACUUAUUUGGAAAAAUCACAAAAAACACCUUGAGCAAGCAUAAAAUGUUUUCAGUUUUUUUAAAUGUGAUACUUAAAAUGCACAUAAAAGUAUGUGAAUGGAAACAUGGCUACAGACUAUCGUUGUCUGUCCACUUUACUCUCUUCUGUCUUUUUUGGUUCUUUCUUGAAGAUGUUUGAUGCACAGACAGCACUGUGCUCGUGGACAAAACUGGAGAGUGCACAAAUGCAAACACACAGAUACACACACACACACGCACACACACACACACACACACACACAAAAGCAUUUCCUUUUCUUAAAUACUUUGGCACUUGAUAAAUAUAACACCUUUUUGUCUUUUUAUCUUUGUGUUUUGAUUUCUCUACUGUAAUUAUGUUCAUGCACUCGAUUUUGUUUAACCCAUAAUGGCAAAAUUCUAUGUUUUUUUAAAUGAUUUUGGUUGUUACAGUAAAGUGAAUGUAGGAUUUAAGUUAAUAUAUUUAAUUCAGUUAGAUAUGAUCUUUAAAAUAAAUGUAGCAUUUUUGUCAAGUCUAAUCAUGGAUGACACAACUGUAGCUACACACAGCUGAUCAGGUUCACACUCGCAGAGCUCAUAUGUAUAUUUUUUUAACGUCAUCAGAUAAUUGCUGCCAGCUUCGACUACAAGGAAAACAUUCACCGUACAGUAUUUGGCCAGUGAAAACAUUUCUUCUGUCCCUGCAAGUGACUCAUUCAUUUGUUCAGUCAAACCAGUCGACUCAGGUGCUCCACUUUUCCAUUCAAAGCUUCACACAGUGAAUGUACCUCAGUGGUCGGUCUACUUAUGAUCUGAUGCCAUGAGAAAUAAACUGGCACUUCAGAGCUUGCUGUUUUGCAUUAAUUUCACAGAGAAAUGCCAGGAAGCUUCAUUCUUUGGCCUAAACUAUAGCAGAGACUUAUUAGAGGCAUUAUUAGACUGAACAGUGUUGUCACGUCACCUGGAAUGUUGAGCUUUGUGAAAAUGUGAGACCCCUGUAUUGCAUGUUGUUGUUAGUGGUGGACCCAGUAUUAGAAGAAAAAAGUCCUGAGGCAAGACAUGAAAGGAAAUGACCUGUGCCUUCUAUGUCCUCAUUCUGUAACUGAUAUUAUGUCUCAAACCUAUAAAAUAUUAAUGCUGCUUUGAAGAGAAGUGUUUCAUAGUGGCAUCAAAUGAGGAGCCAUGCUCUUUUCUCUUUUGUUUUUUUGAAAGAAACACCAUUAAAAUUGUUCUGAAUAUUUAA
This is a messenger RNA of Centropristis striata (black sea bass), 5770 nucleotides long. RefSeq names its product potassium voltage-gated channel subfamily KQT member 4. Gene Ontology annotation, molecular function: voltage-gated potassium channel activity. Bases 556 to 2472 code for a protein of 638 amino acids. The record is from RefSeq and is a predicted model, not a curated record. The transcript is spliced from 13 exons. Lineage: Eukaryota; Metazoa; Chordata; Actinopteri; Perciformes; Serranidae. Gene Ontology annotation, biological process: transmembrane transport; potassium ion transport. Gene Ontology annotation, cellular component: membrane.